AUGGGUGCAUCAUCAAGUAUACUAAAUGAUUUUAUGGAAGAUACAAAUUUCAAUUUAGAAGAAAUAGAUAGAUUAAGAAAAAGAUUUAUGAAAUUAGAUAAAGAUAAAUCAGGAGAAAUAGACAAGAAUGAAUUUUUAUCAAUACCAGGAAUAUCAUCAAAUCCAUUAGCAACAAGAUUAAUGGAUGUAUUCGAUAAAGAUGGAGAUGGACAAAUAGAUUUUCAAGAAUUUAUUACAGGAUUAAGUGCAUUCAGUGGUAAAUCUUCAAAUUUAGAUAAAUUAAAUUUUGCAUUUAAUAUUUAUGAUAUCGAUAGAGAUGGUUAUAUUGGUAAUGGAGAAUUAUUUAUUGUUAUGAAAAUGAUGGUUGGUAAAAAUUUGAAAGAUGAAGAAUUACAACAAAUUGUUGAUAAGACUAUAAUGGAAGCUGAUCAUGAUGGGGAUGGGAAAUUAAAUUUUGAAGAAUUUAAAAAUGCAGUUGAUAAUAAUACAAUUGCAAAUACUUUGACUUUGAAUAUGUUUUAA
Messenger RNA from Lodderomyces jiufengensis, 522 nucleotides. It is a transcript of the gene CNB1, whose product is annotated as calcineurin regulatory subunit B. Gene Ontology annotation, molecular function: calcium ion binding; calcium-dependent protein serine/threonine phosphatase regulator activity. Lineage: Eukaryota; Fungi; Ascomycota; Pichiomycetes; Serinales; Debaryomycetaceae. The transcript has a single exon. Bases 1 to 522 code for a protein of 173 amino acids. The record is from RefSeq and is a predicted model, not a curated record.